This is a messenger RNA of Triticum dicoccoides, 4188 nucleotides long. Its product is annotated as probable LRR receptor-like serine/threonine-protein kinase At3g47570. Gene Ontology annotation, biological process: protein phosphorylation. Lineage: Eukaryota; Viridiplantae; Streptophyta; Magnoliopsida; Poales; Poaceae. The coding region runs from base 2765 to 3961 and encodes 398 amino acids. Gene Ontology annotation, cellular component: membrane. The record is from RefSeq and is a predicted model, not a curated record. Gene Ontology annotation, molecular function: protein kinase activity; ATP binding. The transcript has 3 exons.
CCGGCCCAGCCCAGGCACACACCUGUCUCGCCCCUCCCGUUCUCCGGCGUCUCCGCCACAGAUCGGCCGGCGGCCCCCGUCCGCACCCAUCGACCCACGCCGCGCCCCCAACAGCCGUCGACAUUGGCCGCCUACUGGAGCGGCGCCACCACCGCGUGCCACCUCCUUGCCAACGAAGUGGGGGAGGGAGGCCGGGACGGCGGUAGUCGGGAUGCGGUCCACGCCGGCGCUCAUGGCGGGUGGCCCCCGUCGGCUGGAGCUGCCGGUGGCGAUGGCGGUGCUCUCACCUCUGGCCCGGUGCUCAUGGAGGCUGCGAAGCCUGAAGUUCCAGAGCUUGCAAGCUUGAUGAAUCAGAUACUAAUCUUAUUGGCUUGAAUUGGCUGCUUUAAUCUAAUGGGAAAAUCAGCCCAUGGCAUGGAAGUAGAGGAAAGUCUGCACUGCACAGGUCUACAUCCAAUGGGAAAUCGGAUUUUAUGGAGUGACGAAUUCUCUGAUUGGCAAUAUGAUUGCGCCACAUGAACAUGAAAUUCCAACUUAACCUGCCUUUUCUCCACAUCAAAUUUAUUGCCCAUUCCUGUAACAUCGUUGGAAUAUUUCAAACCGUUGAAAUUAUGUCACACCUUCAACUGCAUGACACUGGACAUUGCACUAGUCAUUUUCACACACACUUUUUUCACUUGUGAUUGAGAAAUUUGUUGUAAAUAAGUGGUUAUAUACCAGCAUCCAAUAUUUUCAUUGGCCGACCCCGGAGAAUGAUAGGGAUUAUCGCCUAUUUAGCGACAUGUACACAAGGAGAGAAGUGCAGGGUACUACAUUCGUUGAGGACCUACAGCUCCACCCACCACCCUCAUCUCCACCUCCUUGCUCAACCAUGAAGACAUGGCGGCUUUUCAUGGUCCAUCUUCUCACUCGUACCCUCCUUUAUCUCACACCCAGCUCUUCUCAACCCACCAGCAACCAAAGUAUAGCAACUACAGCGCCGAUCUCCCUGUGCUCCUAUCAUUCAAAUCGUUGAUAACCGGUGAUCCUACAGAGGCACUGUCCUCUUGGUCUUGGGACCCUGUCAGGAAUGGCACGAGCACGGUGCCGUUGCCUGAUUACUGCGAGUGGACCGGCGUGUCCUGCAGCAACCGCCGGCACCCAGGCCGUGUCACCGCCAUACAUCUGGAUGGCUUGGACCUAGCCUGCGCCAUCUGCCCCCGCAGCUCGGUAACCUGACCCGCCUCCGCGUCCUCAGUCUUUCGGACAACAACCUUGGUGCUUGUACAUCACUUCAUGCCUUGGACCUGAGCGGGAACUACCUCUAUGGUUUCCAUGCCUGCUUCUCUAGGUCUCCUAUCAAACCUCACAUCUCUCAACGUUACCCAUAACAAUCUGACUGGUGAUAUUCCCAUGUCAUUCUCCAACCUCACAGCCCUCACGAACCUUAGCAUGCGUAGCAACUACUUCCAUGGCCAAAUCCCCAGCUGGCUCGGCAACCUGACUUCACUGACACACUUAGGAUUAUCCCAGAACAGUUUCAAUGGCCAUCUCUCUCCAGCUCUUGGUAAGAUGGCUAAUCUUGUUAUAUUUGACAUCACAGCUAACAGACUGGAAGGCCCUUUUCCUCCAUCCUUGUUCAAUCUUUCUUCCGUCACAGACUUCCGCAUCAGCUUCAACCAGUUUUCAGGAUCUCUGCCGCUUGAUAUUGGCUUUAAGCUUCCCAAGCUACAUAUAUUCACCACAAAUGGGAACCAAUUCGUUGGACCAAUACCAGCCUCCUUGUCAAAUGCUCCGCACUUAAAGAUUUGUUUUUUCGCGGAAAUCAGCAUCAUGGGCUGAUUCCAAGGGACAUUGGCAUCCAUGGUCAUAUCCGGAUAUUUUCCUUAGGACACAAUUUUCUUCAAACCACAGAGCGUAGGGAUUGGGAUUUCCUCACAUCCUUAACCAACUGUAGCAACCUGACAAUACUAGACCUUGAACAAAACAACCUCGAAGGUGUUAUGCCAGUUACUAUUGCCAAUCUAUCUACAGAGCUCUACUGGCUUACAAUAGGCAGAAACAAAUAGCUGGGACCAUACCUGCAGGUUUAGGGAAGUUUCAAAAACUUAGAAAGGUCAUCCUCGCAGAUAGCCUUUUCACGGGCACCCUGCCUCUGGAUAUUGGCCAGAUUCCUGGCCUCCAGUAUCUUGACCUAUCCCAUAAUAGAUUCUAUGGGCGGAUUCCACAGUCAUUAGGCAAUAUCACACAAUUGAGCAACCUCUCUCUAUCUAAUAACUUUCUAGGUGGCAGCAUUCCACCAACCCUUGGUACCCUCACAAAACUUGUAUCUCUGGAUCUUUCCGCUAACUCCUUGAUGGGGGAAAUCCCACAGGAGAUACUUAGUAUUCCCUCUCUUACCUUACUUCUCAACCUCUCCAGCAAUGCUCUAAGUGGCUCCAUUCCAACACAGAUAGGGAAGUUGAACAGCCUUGGCAUAAUCGACCUAUCAAUGAACAAGCUGUCUGGUGAAAUCCCAGACGCUCUCAGCAGUUGCGUCCAACUGAAUUUCCUAAAUUUGCAAGGAAAUCCUUUGCAAGGGCCAAUACCGAGAGGCUUUUCUUCUUUGUGAGGCCUCGAAAAGUUGGAUCUUUCCAAUAAUAACUUAGCAGGACCUGUACCUGAGUUCCUCCUGAGUUUGGAGCUCCUAACGUAUCUAAACCUCUCUUUCAACAACUUAUCUGGUCCCGUUCCAAAUACAGGGAUCUUUCACAAUGCCACUGUAUUGUUGCUCCCUGGUAAUGGCAUGCUAUGCGGGGGUCCCCCAUCCUUGCAACUCCCUUCAUGCCCAUAUAACCAGGCUUCGCAGCAUCGGCGUCGAGUCAUACUCUUUUGCAUUGUUGGAAUUUUGAUCUUCUUCAUGUGCUCCCUAACUGCAUGCUACUUGAUGAAGACAAGAAUCAAACCAAACAGUGGUGCUGAUCAAGAAAUCGAAUUUCACCAUGAGAUGCAUGAGAGGAUAUCCUAUGCUGAGAUAGAUGCAGCAACAGAGUCAUUCUCACUGGCAAAUUUGAUUGGUUCUGGAAGUUUCGGCAACGUGUACAUAGGAACUCUAAAUCUUGAUGAGAGUUUAUAUACUGUAGCAAUCAAGGUUCUCAAUCUUGGCAAACGAGGAGCUAAUAGAAGCUUCUUGAGAGAGUGUGAAGCCCUAAGGAAGAUUCGACACCGGAAACUUGUCAAAGUGAUCACUGUGUGUAGCAGUUUGGACCGUAAUGGUGAUGAGUUUAAGGCACUUGUCUUAGAAUUUGUCUGCAAUGGAAAUUUAGAUGAGUGGCUGCAUCCAAAAGCAGCGACUAACAGCAUGACCUUUAGAAGGCUAAGUUUGAUGGAAAGGCUAUGCAUUGCUCUUGAUGUUGCAGAGGCAUUAGAAUAUCUUCAUCAUCAAAUUGAGCCAUCCAUAGUUCACUGUCACAUCAAACCAUGCAACAUCCUUCUAGAUGAUGACAUUGUUGCGCACAUUACCGACUUUGGUCUAGCAAAGAUAAUGCAUACUGAAGAAUGCGAGCACGGUGGUGGUGGAACCGAAAGCAGCUCACUUGUAAUUAAAGGCACAAUUGGAUACGUCGCACCAGAGUAUGGCUCAGGAUCCGAACCCUCCACGGAAGGCGACGUAUAUAGCUACGGGGUGUUGCUAUUGGAAAUAUUUACUGGAAGGAGGCCAACUGACAAUUUCAUGGAUGGUGUGACAGGCCUUGUCGGCUAUGUCAGGAUGUCCUAUCCUUAUAAGCUACUGGAAAUAUUGGAUGCUAGUGCAACCUACAGCGGAGACACGCAGCAUAUCAUUGAUAUAUUCUUAUAUCCUAUGUUUAAGCUUGCCCUAGCUUGCUGCGAGGAUUGCCCAAGGCACAGAAUGAAGAUAGAUGAUGUAGUCAAGGAAUUGAACAUCAUAAAGAGAGCAUGUGCAGCUCAUAAGGCUGUCCAUGAGUUUCGAGCAACCGCCUAAUCCAUAGGCGAGCAAUGAAGCGUUAUGAUCAUCUUUUCGGUGUGCACCCUGAUGCUAUGGAAAUGGAAUGGGAGUUCUGAAAUGUGCUUCUAUUAUUUGAUCAUAUAGUGUUUGAACUUCAUCUGAGGCGUGCUCAUAUCGAAGUUCACCGGUGUGUGUGUUGUUUUGUAUUGCUGGCGUUCGGUGCCUGGAAUUCCCUGAAGUUCAGUUCUGGUGCCGUCCUGAAA